Pectinophora gossypiella (pink bollworm) is the source of this 2401-nucleotide messenger RNA. RefSeq names its product zinc finger protein 99-like. Gene Ontology annotation, molecular function: RNA polymerase II cis-regulatory region sequence-specific DNA binding; DNA-binding transcription activator activity, RNA polymerase II-specific. Gene Ontology annotation, cellular component: nucleus. NCBI's taxonomy places the organism in Eukaryota, Metazoa, Arthropoda, Insecta, Lepidoptera, Gelechiidae. The coding region runs from base 138 to 1649 and encodes 503 amino acids. The transcript has 11 exons. The record is from RefSeq and is a predicted model, not a curated record. Gene Ontology annotation, biological process: regulation of transcription by RNA polymerase II.
CAGAUGAGACAAAAGGACGCUAAAAAAUCCUGUUCUCAGAAAAACAUCGGAAAUUUUAAAUAGAUACAUAAUAAUGACGCGAAAAUUUCUACUAGAAAACCUUUAGAAACUCCUAAGGAAUAUACUUGUCGCCUAAAAUGGACGAUCUUUGCACUGCCUGCCUCUGUACAGGAAGGAAUUUAUACUUCAUCGGAGACACCGAUGUUAAUCAAAUAUAUACGGAAAUCAUUAAUGAAAUAGUGGUGUAUGACAUAUCUCAGAUAUGCGUAAGAGUCUGUUGGGAGUGUAUGGCAAAGUUGAGGAGGUUCCGCGGCUUCAAAGAGCAAAUUAAGUCGUGUUACUCACAGCUGGUGCAGUGCUUACAUCAGGGAGAAGAGGACUCAAAACUUGGUCUAACCAGACCACCUCGCUUAGCAAUCCAUACGGUACACACACUAUCCUGCCCGGACAUCAAGACUGAAUUCGACUCACUUCACAUCGACGGAGACACAUACGAUGAUUCUAGUCACAAUUAUGACGUGGAAGCCAAUGGUGACGUUGAAGAUUUUAAAGAAGAGGAAUAUUUAGAACCGGACACAUUCGUCAAUGAUUUUGAUGUUAUUAAUAAGAAGGAAGAUGAAGUUUAUAACAAGGUUAAGCCAAUAAGAAUAAAAGAUAAGAAGAAGAAAGAAAAGGUGAAAAAGAAUAUAAAAGUGAAAAGAAAAAAGAUAAAAGCGGAAGACAAACUGAAUACAGAUGAGUCGUGCCUUCAACGCAAAUCACAGGAGUUAAAAAAUAAAAGAGAAGAUAAGAGUCAAUGUGUGUCUCAGGAUAAGAAUGAGACAGAAGAUAGACCUGUUAAGGCCCCAGUAAUUCUCGCCGCGGCGCAACCUCGGAAGCCCCGGGAGCCCCGCAGGCCGGGUGAGAAGCCCGAGUGCAUCGAAUGCGGGAAGGUGUUCAGCUCAAGGAAGACGCUUCGGUACCAUCUCAAUGUUAUUCAUAACGGUAACAACAGCCACCCAUGUCCUCGCUGCGAUAAAGUAUUCCAAUGGAAAUCAAAUCUAUGGAGACAUUUGCGAAGCCAUAAGGCUCGCGAAACAGGAGAACUAUACUGUGAGACAUGCGAUAAAAGGUUCGCGUCACUUGCGACAUACAAACAACACUUGGCAGUGUCCAAGCAGCACGUGUCCGAAGGCGAAUACAGUUUUUCCUGUUCGGACUGCGGUAAGAAGUUUGUGAACAAGACGCGGCUGAGGGACCACAUAGACUGGGAACAUCUGCAGAAAAUCAAGUUUAGAUGCCAGCUCUGUAACAAGCCAUUUAAAUGUCACACAUCGUUAUACGUUCACAUGAAGAAUGUACACAAAAAUAAGGGGCUGAAGGAUAAUUUGUGCCAUGUCUGUGGGAAGUCAUACCAAAAUCUUGCCAAGCUGCGUUACCACAUAGUGGCUAUGCACACCACGGAGACGCCCUAUCAGUGUGAGCAGUGCAGCGCCGCCUUCGGAUGGUACUCCAGCCUCUAUCGACAUGUUAGAGAAGUACACUAUAAGAUCAAGAUACACAAACGCAACAAGACGAAGAAGUUGAAGAAGCCAGCGGAGCUCCCGGGGGCUCUGCCCCCCUUACUGCCGCCACACUUGAUGACCGUGCCGCAGGCGGGGCUGCCCUAGCUUGCCCACAAAGGAUAUAACCGUGAUGUUUGAUAUAUUUCUGUCUGAACAUAACAUAAAUAGCCUAUAUACAGAGUGUUAGUGACAACGUAACGAAUACUCAGGGGGAUGAUUCAGGCCAUGAUUCUGAGUUAAUAUCAAGUGGAGUUGAGUCACUUACACUCACAGAAUGUUAGUGACAUCGUAACGAAAACCUUGAGUGAUGAUUCAGACCGUGUUUCUAAGUUGAUAUCAAGUGGAAUGUCGCAAAAGUAUGGAACUGAAAAUUAUUUUAAAAAGCAGUAAAAUUUUCAUGAUUUUUCCGACAGGGAAUUCCACUUGAUAUCAACUCGGAAUAAUGAGUUGAACCAUCCCCCUCAGUAUUUGUUACGAUGUCACUAACACCCAUACGUACUUAUAUGGCUACCUGAAUGUACUGGUACAGGGUGUAAGUGACAUCGUAACGAAUACUGAGGGGGAUGAUUCAGCUCAUUAUUCUGAGUUCUGAGUUGAUAUCAAGUGGAAUUUUCCGUCGGAAAAGUACUUAUAGAAUUGAAUAAAUUUAGUUUUGUUUUUUAAAAAACAUGAGUUUUACGACGGAAAAUUCUACUUGAUAUCAACUCUGAAUCGUGGUCUGAAUCAUUCCCCUCGUUUUCGUUCUCAAUCAUUCAUUCGUUAGGCCCUGCGCAGACGACAGACUAUCCUUGACGCACUUUUUAGUCUGUGAAAAUAUAACCUAUGCAAUUAUAUGCAGUAACGCGCCGGACUUUUUG